GAUCCUCUUAUAGGCGGCCGGGCUGCGUGACGCACGGGCCCGGGCGCCCAAUGGGAGCGGCGCGGGCCCCGCGACGGGAGCCCGCCGCGCUAUAAAGAGGGGGACAGCGCCGGGAAGCGCGAGCCGAGAGCCCUGGACGCGGAGCUGCCCGGCCCCGGCCCCGGCCCCGCGCGCGGACCCGCAGCUCUCUCCCCCGGCCGGCCGGCCGGGCGCACGCACGGAGACCCGCAGCGCCGGACACUGCCCGGGCCCCCUCCCCCGGGGGUGGCGCGAGUCUCUCCUGCCCUGCCCUGCCCAGCCCAGCCCCCAAGUCCCUGGGCCGAUGGAGAAGGGGAAGCUGGGGGCGCUGCUGGAGCAGCCGCCGCGGACGGCGAGCUGCAAUGGGUACGCGCUGCUGGAGGAGAAGCCGCCGCCGCCGCCGCCGCCAGCUCCGAGCCGGCCCCUGGAGAAGCCCCGCUACGCUCAGGGCACCAGCUCGCAGGGCCUGGACAGCUGGAAGGAGGAGAGGACCCGCAGCGAGGAGGAUAACGAGAUGAACCUGCCCAACCUGGCCGCCGCCUACACCACCAUCCUGCGCUCGCUGGGCGAGGACCCCGAGCGGCAGGGGCUGCUCAGGACCCCUUGGAGGGCAGCCACUGCCAUGCAGUUCUUCACCAAGGGCUACCAGGAGACCAUCUCAGAUGUCUUAAAUGAUGCCAUAUUUGAUGAAGAUCAUGAUGAGAUGGUAAUUGUGAAGGACAUAGACAUGUUCUCAUUGUGUGAACAUCACCUGGUUCCAUUCGUUGGAAAGGUACAUAUAGGUUAUCUUCCUAACAAACAAGUCCUUGGUCUCAGCAAGCUUGCUAGGAUUGUGGAGAUAUACAGUAGAAGACUACAGGUUCAGGAGCGCCUUACAAAACAAAUUGCAGUAGCCAUCACAGAAGCCUUGCAGCCUACUGGAGUUGGAGUGGUUGUUGAAGCGACACACAUGUGCAUGGUAAUGCGCGGGGUGCAGAAGAUGAACAGUAAAACGGUCACUAGCACAAUGUUGGGUGUAUUCCGGGAGGAUGCAAAGACUCGGGAAGAGUUCUUAACCCUCAUCCGAAGCUGAAGCAGUGCCACUCGCUGAAUGCUCUCUGCAGGUCGCACUGUCCGUGCCACUGUCUGUUCUUAACUCUUUGUGCAGCUCGUUUUUAACUAAGUCAUGCGUUCUAAUAUGUGCAGUGAAAGAAUUUUGACGGUAAGUCAAAAAUGUAACCGUGAGGUAGGCCCUAUGGAUAUCUAUGCUGUCUCUUGUGUCACAGGAUAACCCAGCUACCAAUAGUUUUUAAAUAUACUUGCUCAAUCUAGACUACAAUUUAUUGCCAUUGAGAAAAACAGCAGAUAGGGGGAAGUGAAAAGAUGUUCUUUAUCAAUACUAGAACUUUGUUUGGCAGGUUAUGUACAACACAGCAUAGGAAAUAUUGAAAGGCUACAGAUCUUUGCAAGGUAAUCUACGUGCCACGUAUACUGCCUCAUAGGAAGCUCUUGAAUGAUCUCCACUGACAUGUCAGGAUUCGUACUGUACCAUUAAUUGCAAAUCUUCUGAUAUGUCGGUUUCAGUCUUUGAACAUGCAUGUCCUACCUUUUUAUGUGACAAUCUGGUGACUGUUGUAUUUUCUUGGUAUUCACCUUCUCUCUCCUUUGUGGCUUUAGUCUGUUACAAAGGCAUAUUGUUAUCUUGCUAGUCUCAACAUGCAGGGAAUUAAUUUCAACAAUUCCGGGGGGGGCAGUCUUAUCUCUGCAGGGGUUUGUGCACCUUCCCCUCUGUGCCUCAAAAUGAGAGUGCUUCAGUUAUAAUGAUAUAAUAGUCACUUUUUAUAUAAAUUACUGUUUGAAUUUUCAAAGAGCUAAUGACUCCAAACAGAGUUUUAACCAUUUUAUAUUAUUUUGAGUUUGCUUUCCUGGAUUUUCCAGGUCUUAACUGGGCUAGAUGACUAAAUUACACACACACACACAAUAUUUGAGUAAAAAGUUCCCUUAGGAAAACUACACAUGGGGAAAUUAAUCCAGAAUAAAAUAGGUUGUGAAAUUAAAAGUGAACUAUUCCUGAUUAACUACACAUGUGUACAAUAAGAGUGCCUUAUUCCAAAUUAUUUUAAUCCACUUCCAUGAUGCUCUUAUUGUGGAAUUAAUCAGGACUAGACAAGCUCUUCCAAUAUUUCAAACUUGUAAUCUUUUCCAACUCAGUGGAUCAAAGCCUGGGAACUGAAGUGACUGCUGAACUCUGCCUACCAGACACGUCUUUUCUGAUGGAACAAAAUUCCAUGUCCGUGUAGCCCUGUAAAUACAUUGAUGUGAACUGUUCAGUUGUUGUUCCUCUUUCAUGAGGGCAACUGAGCAAAGUACUUCCCAGGAGACCAAAAUGAGUUAAACAUAUUUUCUGAAACCUCGGCCUGUGAAGCAGGCAGUUAAUGGGACUUGAUUUAAUGUAUUAAAUUAUUAGGAAAAUGUAAUGAGUGUUUUGUAACUCUUAAUUGGGACAAUAUGGUGCACAAAUCAAAAUCAUCCACUUGCUUCUAAAACCAAGGGCAAGACCCACAAAAUGCCAUGCAGACUUUCAAAGAGCCAGAGUCCAAAUUCAUAUAGCACACUGUCUCUCUCGGUGUGAAUGUAAAAUCUCUACUAUAGGCUAAACUAAAAGGUGAGCUUUGAGCUUGAGUCAGCAAAUUAUUGCUUGUUAAUGCCCCUUUUCAUCCUGUGCCAAAAGGAAACUAAAAGUAUUUUAUCAUCAGGCCUGUAGCUCUGCAACAGGGUGAAUGUGAUAAUCAAACGCUGCCCUUCCCUAAUUGUCACACUUCUAUUGCCAGCAAUCCCCCAAAAUGCAUGGAUAAAGCCAGUGUCUGUACAAUAUUCUCAAAACGCUAACCUCACUACUCUAGUGUAAGGCACUCUAGAAGUGCCUUUUCUAUUACAGCAGGCAAACUAUUCUGAAUCAAUCAGUGUUGCACAGAAUAAAUCCAGAGUUACUCAUUGAAUUCCCUCCCUCCCCCCAAUAAUAUUGCCUCAGAUCUACAGCAGUGGUUCUGGGAGCAGCACUGGGUCCUUGAGUUCAAUAUAUUUUUUUAAAUAUGCUAAUUAAGAAGCCUUAAAUCACUCUAGUCUGGAAUGCAGAGUCAAUUUGUUCUCUCUCCUAGUGCAAAAAAGAAAAGGAGUACUUGUAGCACCUUAGAGACUAACAAAUUUAUUUGAGCAUAAGCUUUCGUGAGCUACAGCUCACUUCAUCAGAUGCAUCAGCUCUAGAAAGAACUUGAGUACCAAAGCAUUUUACACACAGAUACAUUUUCCUGUGAUCACAUGCUUGCUUUGAAACUGUCAAGUCUCUAAAGCACAGUCUUUGGUCAGGUCUACGCUACAACGCUGUCGAUACAGCCCUGUUUGGUCAGAGGAGUGAAAAAACCACACCCCCUCGCUGCUGUAACUAUGCUGGCAAAAUCUCCAGUGUAGACACAGCCAUGCUGACAAAUGUAGGAUGGUCUUUAAAUUAUUGGGAUGCCACAACAGAGUCGUUCUGUCGGUGGUGUUGAUGUCCUUGGGGGAGGGAUAGCUCAGUGGUUUGAGCAUUGGCCCGCUAAAUCCAGCGUUGUGACUUCAAUCCAUGAGGGAGCCAUUUAGGAAUCUGGGGCAAAAAUAAGGGACAGUACUUGGUCCUGCUGUGAAGGCAGGGGACUGGGCUCGAUGAGGUCCCUUCCAGCUCCAAGAUGGGUAUAGCUCCAUAUAUAUAAUAUAUUUUUUUAAAUGUCCUUCAGGGAAAAGUAUUGCUAAAUGACCAGGAAAACUCUGUCAGUAUAUACUGUGUCUAUACUAAGGGGAUAUAUCAGUAUAGCUGUAGUGGGAGAGCCUGUGUAGGGUAGACUAGCCCUUACUCUUCUAGAGGUAACAGAAGGGGUUGUGUUUAACUACUUAUCUCUAUUCAGAAUAAAGUCCACGUUACACCACCACCCUUCAUUAUUUACGUCAUCAUGAUCUGUAGUCCUUGAAACGUACUCUAUGUACAUGUGGCCUUGGAUUUUGUUCAGAUGCUUGUAGGAUUUGGUGCAUUUUGGAACACUUUGUGACUCCAAUGAGUUUUAACAACAUCUGGUGUAUAAUAUACACUGCACAGUCUGCUAUUGUACCCCAUAAAAGUCUAUUGAGUUUAAAACA
Dermochelys coriacea (leatherback sea turtle) is the source of this 4164-nucleotide messenger RNA. It is a transcript of the gene GCH1, whose product is annotated as GTP cyclohydrolase 1. Bases 323 to 1090 code for a protein of 255 amino acids. Gene Ontology annotation, molecular function: zinc ion binding; GTP cyclohydrolase I activity; GTP binding. The record is from RefSeq and is a predicted model, not a curated record. Gene Ontology annotation, cellular component: cytoplasm. Lineage: Eukaryota; Metazoa; Chordata; Testudines; Dermochelyidae. Gene Ontology annotation, biological process: tetrahydrofolate biosynthetic process; tetrahydrobiopterin biosynthetic process. The transcript has 6 exons.